Messenger RNA from Aureobasidium melanogenum CBS 110374, 693 nucleotides. RefSeq lists its product as uncharacterized. The record is from RefSeq and is a predicted model, not a curated record. Bases 1 to 693 code for a protein of 230 amino acids. Lineage: Eukaryota; Fungi; Ascomycota; Dothideomycetes; Dothideales; Saccotheciaceae. The transcript has a single exon.
AUGCCGCCUCAACAAGGUUACAUCUCUCGCCAAUUCGAGGCUCUUGAAGAUGGUGCCAAAACUCCCAUGGCCAUCUGCCGCCACUGCAACGACAAGAAGGUUGCAAGAAACAUAGUCGCUCGUAAAGUUGCUCAUCUCGCUGCCUGCGAGGCAUAUUACACCUAUCUUCAAGCCUUGCUCGACGAUGACUCCUCUAAUGCGGGAGAAAAAGAGCUGAGGCAGCUUCCUGAUGAGCUCAAGGUCAAGAUCGAGCAGCGUACUGAGCAGCCUUUGGUUACAAAGACGAGUCAUGCCGCUGCUGAGGUCGCCAAUCAAGAGGUUCUCAAGUCUGACCUUGAUGAGACUCUCAUGCAGGCCAUCUUCCACGGCAGCUUACCUUUCGACGCUUUCGAGCCAAACAAACAUCCUCAUCUGCUUCGGCUCUGCCGUAUGAUCAUGCCCGACUUUGUUCCUCCUUCGCGUGCGCGUGUCGCUCAGACCAUGGCCGAUAUGUCUGUUCGCUCUGUCAUGCCAGCUCAGCAAACUCAACCACCUGAGCAGUUCUUCACACCUCGUACGGACCCUGUUGACAGAGCCUACGCUCAAGAAGAGUCUGCUCGCGCUGCCCUUUCAUCUCGCAUUGUCAAUGACCUACUCUCUCGCGCAACUCCACAAUCUACCCCUGGAUCAAAGCGUCCCUUCGAUCUUGUCUGA